AUGUACAAGAAUGGCGAACCAAUCUCCAUGAUGACUGCACAAGACUAUCCCUCGGGUCUAAUGGUCGAUCGUGCUGGGAUUGACAUGUGUCUAGUCGGUGAUUCACUUGCCAUGGUUGCCUUGGGUUAUGAUUCCACAAACCCUCUUACUAUGGACGAAAUGAUCCAUCACUGCAGAGCAGUUGCAAGGGGAAAUAAGACUGCCUUUUUGGUAGUCGAUUUGCCUUAUGGCAGUUAUGAAGCCAGCCCCGAAGAUGCCGUCCGUGUCUCACUCCGAUGCCUCAAGGAGGCCAAUGCAGAAGCUGUCAAAUUGGAAGGUGGCAAGGAAAUGGCAGAGACCAUUCGUCGUAUUACACGUGUAGGAGUCCCGGUACUGGCUCACAUUGGUCUGACUCCUCAACGACAAUCUGCCUUGGGUGGUUUCAGAGUCCAAGGAAAGACUGCCAAACAAGCUCAGGAACUCCUGGAUGACGCUCUGGCUGUUCAGGAGGCAGGUGCCUUUGGAAUGGUUUUGGAAGCAAUUCCAUCCGAAAUCGCAGGUUACAUUACCCAGCGCCUCAAGAUUCCUACCAUUGGUAUUGGUGCUGGUGUCGACUGCUCUGGCCAAGUUCUUGUCAUGAACGAUGCACUCGGUUUAUUUGAUCGUUUUGUACCAAAGUUCACAAAACAAUACGCCAAUCUCAACCAAAUCAUGACUAAUGCUCUUUCCCAAUAUCACGCCGAGGUCAAAACCAGAGCUUUCCCUGCACCCGCAAACACAUAUCCCAUAGAUCCUGUCCAGCUCGAGAAGUUUUGGAAAUCCCAAGAAACACAUCUUAACAAAUCUAAAGAUGAAGAAGAGGAAGCUUCUGAUGUACGCCUACAUGCUCAAUAGACUUGCAAAAUUAUAUAACAUAAUAAAUAUAAUAAUAAAAGGAACCUUGAUUUUGUAUAUCAAAGCAAAAUAAAGUAAACAAAUAAACACGCAAACAAAAACAAACUAAAUAAAUACAACAUUAAUAAUAAUAAUG
Phycomyces blakesleeanus NRRL 1555(-) is the source of this 1009-nucleotide messenger RNA. RefSeq lists its product as hypothetical. Gene Ontology annotation, biological process: pantothenate biosynthetic process. Bases 1 to 873 code for a protein of 290 amino acids. Lineage: Eukaryota; Fungi; Mucoromycota; Mucoromycetes; Mucorales; Phycomycetaceae. Gene Ontology annotation, cellular component: mitochondrion. Gene Ontology annotation, molecular function: 3-methyl-2-oxobutanoate hydroxymethyltransferase activity; magnesium ion binding. The transcript has 4 exons. The record is from RefSeq and is a predicted model, not a curated record.